Molecule: messenger RNA, 801 nt
Organism: Ogataea philodendri
Lineage: Eukaryota; Fungi; Ascomycota; Pichiomycetes; Pichiales; Pichiaceae
Exons: 1
Coding region: 1-801 (266 amino acids)
Source: RefSeq, a predicted model, not a curated record
AUGAAUUACUCUUCAUUUUCAAGCAACCAAUCUCCAUCCAGCAGUAAUUUGUCUUUUGGAGUCAGCAAUCAGACACAGCUGACUGACAUCGAUAAGUCGCAGAAUAAAAGACACAAACGGGGGAUAUUUGACUCAAGUAAGACCCUCCAAUUAUACAAAGUAGGAACGACCUAUAAUGAUGAAGUUUUAACGGAUCAAUCAGCAGAUGAGAACGACGCGUCCGAAGAUCAGACUAGAUAUUCUUCUCAAACAAGCGAAUAUACAAAGGAUCAUAAAGAGUUAGUUAUGUGGGCCAAUAAAUUGGAGCUCGAAAGCACCGAAAUUCGUCAGCUCUCAAAAAAGCUAAUUAAAGACUUACGCGUCCUUUCUGAGGAUAUGAAGAGAGGAAUAAGACAGUUUCAGACGGUUGCAACCCAGUCUAAAAGUCUGAUGAAAGAGUUGGAUACUAGAGUCAAGCUUUUUGGCUCCAAAAAAUCGUCAUUAGACGACGAUUUCAGUGAAGAUAUCAAGGGAAACACCGAUUUGCUAUUGGAAAAUCAGGCCCACAUAAUUCAAAUCAUGGAAAAGCAAGAGUCCUUCAAUAAAACCAUAUUGCAAAGAAUCAAUAACCUGCAAACUAAAAGCGAAGGAUCUAGCAUAUCGACGAAAGCUAUCGCCAGAGUCGAAAGUCAACCCAAAUUGGAUCAAAUGCUCAAUUCCCCUAUACCAAAAAAUACAGCUAAACAACACGUCUACUCAACAAAGCCUGGUCCACGUACCCGUUCUUUGAAGCGUACUUUGUUCGACGACCUAUCUCAAUAA